Molecule: messenger RNA, 4052 nt
Organism: Impatiens glandulifera
Lineage: Eukaryota; Viridiplantae; Streptophyta; Magnoliopsida; Ericales; Balsaminaceae
Product: DNA annealing helicase and endonuclease ZRANB3-like
Exons: 24
Coding region: 146-3868 (1240 amino acids)
Biological process (GO): replication fork processing; DNA repair
Cellular component (GO): nuclear replication fork
Molecular function (GO): ATP-dependent chromatin remodeler activity; ATP binding
Source: RefSeq, a predicted model, not a curated record
CUGGCGCUCUUUGCAAAGUGUUCGUCCAAUUCGCACUGACACGCCCCUUGGCCAUCAAAUUCUCUCUUUCUCCAUAUCUAGAUUUCCGUCAGUCUACUGGCAGUCGGAGAUUUAGCCAAAAACUCUCAUGCCCUAGAAUUUCGUCAUGGAUGGCGAUGCGAUGACAGAAGAACAGAGGCAGAGAGCCGAAUCGAACCGCCUCGCUGCUCUAGCCAAGCGCAAGACACUGGAAGGAGCUACCACCACCAGACCCACCACUACCGCCGCCUCGAACUCGAAUCAAGACGUAUGGAAGCUAUUCAAAUGCAAGAAAGUUAAUUUACAGCAGUGUGUAACUUCCUCAAGAACCAACGAUGCCUCCUCCUGUAAUGACCAAUUUCAGAAACCACCACAAGUCCCUGUUCCUGUUGAUAAAUUUAAAGCUAGGCUCGAAAUAUGCUCUCCUGAUUCGUUCUCAAUAACGCCUGCCCCCUUGAAGGGCAUCUCCUAUCCGGGUGAAGCUGUAUGCCUUGAGAGACUGAGGGAAUGCCUAGCAAAUGUUUUGCUGUCUCACUACACACAACUCCAUGGUGGUGGCAAGGCUUGUGUUUACAAACUUGUGGAAUAUGACGCAGUUUUGAGAUGUUUGAAGAGUUUUAAGGGAAUUGAGAUUGAAGAGAUACCCUGGGGAACAUUUAAUGUUGUUGAAAGACUAUCUCAUACUUUUGUUGAUGGCGGUUGGAUUCCAAGUAGGCCAGAACAUUUUUGCGACGAGAAGGUUGACGAAUUGCUUAAGAAUCUUCCACGGAAACUGCUUGAUUCUCUUCUUCCUUUUCAACUUGAAGGACUUAGAUUUGGGUUACGUAGAGGAGCUCGUUGUCUUAUUGCAGAUGAAAUGGGCCUAGGGAAAACACUGCAGGCAAUUGCAAUUGCUGCAUGUUUCAUGAAUGAAGGCCCUGUAUUGGUUGUCUGCCCAGCUAUUUUGCGAUUAUCAUGGGCAGAGGAAUUGGAGCGAUGGCUUCCCUUCUGUUCGCCUUCAGACAUCCAUCUUGUUUUUGGCCGUCAAAAUGAUCCUACGCGCUUGGAAAGAUGCCCCAGAGUUGUGGUUAUUUCAUACACAAUGCUUCAUCAUUUGUUGAGCAAUAUCUUAAAGUUACAGUGGGCAUUCUUGAUAGUAGAUGAAUCACAUUAUGUACGAAGCUCAAAGAAGUUGAGAGAAACACACGAGGUAAAAGCUGUACUUGAUGUGUCCGCAAGGAUCAAUCGAAUAGUUCUGUUGUCCGGGACCCCUUCUCUGUCAAGGCCAUAUGACAUUUUUCAACAGAUAAACAUGUUGUGGCCAGGUUUGCUGGGAAAGGACAAAUAUGAAUUUGCAAAAACUUAUUGUUCUGCCAAACUUGUUCAACGUGGCAAGGGGAAAAUGUUUAAGGAUUUUUCUAACGGUGUUCGAUUGGAGGAGUUAAAUGUCUUGCUAAAGCAAACUGUUAUGAUAAGACGCUUGAAGCAGCAUGUACUGAUGCAAUUGCCACCAAAGCGUCGACAGCUCAUAAAUUUGAAAUUGAAAAAUUCAGAUAUUGUUUCGGCAAUAGAGAUGGUAAAGAAUGAUAAAUCUUCUACAGAUGCUGCAGAAGGCAUUCCAUCUGAGGUUUCUGAGGAUGUUGAUGAUGGUGGUGGGUGUUGUGAGUAUUUGAAAACACUCUCCAAGCAGGUGAUUGGAAUUGCCAAACUGUCAGGAUUUCGUGACUGGCUUUGCAUGCAUCCAACUUUUGCUGGUUCAGAUGACGCUGAUAUGGAAACUAACCAUUCAUGUCAAAAGAUGAUAAUAUUUGGUCAUCAUCACAAAGUUCUUGAUGGUGUACAGGAGUUAGUAUGUGAAAAGGGGAUUGGAUUCAUCCGAAUUGAUGGAACUACUCUUCCCAGAGAUCGACAAUCAGCUGUGCAUUUGUUUCAAUCAUCAAGAGAGGUAAAGAUUGCUAUCAUUGGGAUCAUGGCUGCUAGUUUUGGAAUUGAUCUAUCCUCAGCAGAAAAUGUUGUGUUCCUAGAGUUGCCUUUGAGCCCAUCUAUCAUGCUUCAGGCUGAAGAUAGAGCUCAUAGGCGAGGGCAAACCAAGGCAGUUAACAUAUAUAUCUUCUGUGCCAAUGACACUUCUGAUCUGGCAUGUUGGCGAAGCCUUAACAAGAGCUUGAAUCGUGUUUCGUCCACCGUGGAUGGAAAGUAUAGUUCUGUAAGAGGAAUUGAGGUUGACAGAGUUACGAGUAUAGGGAUAUCAGGUGAAACAGAUGGAAAUUCAAGAAAUCCGAAUUUUAAAGAAUCAAGAUCUAUUGGAACAUCCGGAAUUGAAUCAAUGGUGUCUUCUAAAUCGAUCUCUGACUUUAAUUUAUGCACAGACCUUGACAAAACAAUUAAUGAAGGAUCUGAAGUAGAAAAUACAACUGAAGGACAAAAUGUGAAGGACUGCAGUUCAUCUCAUGAUGACUUGUUUCAUAAUGAGGGGAAACAGGCUAUCAUGAUUUCCAAUCACAAUGGAACACUAAAAUCAGUUCAAACUGAAGAAGGGAAUGAAUCCAUUGAGAAGGAUCUCAAGGACAGUGGUAACUCACUAAAGGCUGAAAAUUUAAGACACGAUGAAUGUUGUGCAGUGAUGGAUGUUGAUUCUAACAUUCGUAUCCCAACUGAAUCUCUACGUUUUGAGGUGAGCCAGUAUACUAGAAGGAUCCACAUAUACACGUGCCAUAGAGGAACUGAUUCAAGGCCAAAACCUUUGUUUGAAAGUUUUUGUCCAGAGGAUCUUGAGGUCCCACCUCCUCCUGCUAGCAAUAAUAAGGAGAAAGCCAUCUACAAAUGCAUCAAGGAUAACCCAGCUUAUAGGUCUAUUCUUUCGGCAUUUGUCAAAGAGUGGAAUAAUCUCACACCCAUUCAACGAAACAAACUUCUUGCUAAGCCUCUACAGCUUCCUUUGUCCUUUGAGUUGUACUACUUGAAGGAACACCAAAAUCAUAAUAGUGAGGGACUUCUGAAAGUAGGAAGCAAUAGGCGUACAACACCUUUGGACGAGAUAAACUCUGGAUUGCCAUUAAAUGCUGUCUGGAAAAAGGUCCAUCUGCGCAGUGGUCACGGUAAGAGAGAAAAAGAAUACAAUCAGGGUUGGAGUGUCAUGGAUGAGCCACUAUGCAAAUUUUGUCAAUCACCUUGCCAGAGUGAACAUGCCAAGACACCCGAGUAUUUUGAGGAUCUCUUCUGUAAGUUGGCUUGCCACGAAGAAUAUCGUAUGCGAACAAGCAACAACUUUCUUAGACGGGAGCUUUUUCAAAUUGAGAAAGGUGUUUGCACAUUUUGCCAGCUGAACUGCCACAAACUUGUGAAAGACAUAAGACCCUUGUCACUUGAAAACCGGCUGAAGUACAUAAUGAAGGUUGCGCCAAAAUUGUCCGAGCAUAAGAAAUUGCUUGACAAGCUUGUUCAUCAUCCAACUGAAGGCAAUGCAUGGCAUGCAGAUCACACGAUAGCUGUCUACCUUGGAGGAGGUGAAUGUAAUCUAGAGAAUAUGAGGACACUUUGUGUAGCUUGCCAUGCUGAGGUCACAUCCGCUCAAUGUGCUGAUCGACGCACAAGAAAGGCCUUGGCCAAGAAACAAAUUAAAGCUGUCAUGGAUAACCUCAAAAAGGGAGACGGAAAACGAACAGAUUCUAUUUCUGAGAGGCAAGAAAAAACCAUAGAUGAUCAUCUCCUAGUUAUGGUUCCUGGGAGCGCAUAUUCCAUUACGACGAAGAAUGAUGAUGCCACUAUUCCAUUACGAAAAAUGAUGGCACCUGAAAUGUUUGCAUAUUUUCCUGCUCCUCCGAACAAAGAAGAUAAAAGCGGGGAUGAAGAUGCGGUAUCACUCCAUUAAUUGGUAGUUCCAUUGAUUUUUUAUGCCAUUGACAUUCUUUUUACAGUAUCUAAUUAUUUUUCAUUUGAUUGAUAUAUCGAAAUAGUUUGGAUGUAUCCAUUUCCUUAACAACUGGAUCUGGUAUUUGAGAGUCAAGAUAUGUGUUCUUUGUAAUGAGAAUGUACUGACCAUAUUUGUUAUUACA